GCUUCAAGCUUGCAAAGACCUUUCAUUUUCCCAACACGCUCUCGCGAUUCUUCGUUCAAUGACCUAGCUUUCGAGUCUUUCUUGGUACUGGCUUAGUCUUGACUUUCUUUGAAUCAUUUCUAUGUCAGAUUGAGGAAGCAAGGUCGUGAAACAGUCAAAUUUGCCUUUCAUUUCCCGACAGAGGCCAGAAUAACUUAAAACGUUACAGCAACGUUGUAAGAAGAAUCUUCUAAUAGUUGCAAUGGCUACAGGAAGAAGUCCAAUUAAAGUGCCAUGUGAAAAUGAAGACCUAUUUGCCAAAGAAAAUGCACCAGAUUUUGAUGAGGACACUUUACGAGCCGCAGCUGAUGGUUAUAGGAACGAGGGUAAUGAGGCCUUCAAGAAAGGAGAUUUCAUCAGUGCUAUUCAUUUUUACAGCGAAGGAAUUAAAAUGAACUGCAAUGAGAAAGAACUGAAGGCCAAACUGUACAACAACAGGGCUAUUGCACAUUUUAAACUUGGAAAUCACCAGGAUUCACUAAGGGAUGCAGAGGCAGCCAUUAAGUUAAAUCCAACUUUCCUCAAGGCAAUUGUGAGAGGAGCCACUGCCUGUGUUGAACUGAAGAGAUUUAAAGAAGCAAUCACUUGGUGUGAUAAGGGAUUAGCUAUCGACAAAAAUAAUAGGAUCUUGUUGUCAUUAAGACUUCAGUCUCUCAGAGAAGUGGAAGAUGAGUCCGUGGAGGAAAAAGAUCAUCUUAGUCAUGGCCAUGGUAGUACAAGUCCAGGUUAUGCCAAGAAAGUCAUAGACUUCUGCAAUCAGGGAGACAAGUAUGGGGAGAGUAACAAUUAUGGCAAUCUAGGCAAUGCUUAUUGCAGUCUUAGUGAUUUAAAAAAAGCCAUAGAGUACUGCAACCUGCGUCUUAAAAUUAGUAAAGAAGUAGGAGACAAGCAUGGAGAGGGUAACGCUUAUAGCGAUCUUGGCAAUCUGUAUUGGAGUCUGGGUGAUUGCAAAAAAGCAAUAGAGUACUACAACCUACUUCUUAAAACAGCACAAAAAGUAGGAGACAAACGUGGGGAGGGUAGUGCUUAUAGCAAUCUUGGCAAUGUUUAUAACCACUUGGGCGAUUUGAAAAAAGCCAUAAAGUACCACAACCUUCAUCUUAAAAUAGCCAAAGAAGUAGGAGACAAGCCUGGGGAGGGCAAGGCUUAUGGCAAUCUUGGCAAUGCUCAUGACGGUCUAGGUGAUUUCAAAAACGCCAUAGAGUACCACAACCUAGAUCUUAAAAUAGCCAAAGAAGUGGGAGAUAAGCAUGGGGAGGGUAGUGCUUAUAGCAAUCUUGGGAAUGCGUAUCGGAGUCUGGGUGAUUUCAAAAAAGCUAUAGAGUACAACGACGUACAUCUCAAAAUAGCUAAAGAGGUAGGAGACAAGCAUGGGGAGGGUAACGCUUAUGGCAAUCUUGGCAAUGCUUAUUACAGUCUGGGUGAUUUCGAAAAGGCCAUAGAGUACCUUAACCUACAUCUUAAAAAAGCUAUAGAAGUAGGAGACAAGCAUGGAGAGGGUAACGCUUUUGGCAAUCUUGGCAAUGCGUAUCGGAGUCUGGGGGAUUUCAAAAAAGCCAUAGAGUACCACAACGUACAUCUUAAAAUAGCUAAGGAAAUAGAAGACAAGCAUGGAGAGGGUAACGCUUAUGGCAGUCUAGGCAAUGCUUAUGACAGUCUCGGUGAUUUCAAAAAAGCCAUAGACUACCACAACCUACAUCUUGAAAUAGUAAAAAAAGUAGGAAACAAGCAUGGGGAGGGUAGUGCUUAUAGCAAUCUUGGCAGUGCUUAUAACAAUCUGGGUGAUUUCGGAAAAGCCAAAGAGUACCACAACCUACAUCUUAAAAUAGCCAAAGAAGUAGGAGACAGGCAUGGGGAGGGUAACGCUUAUGGCAAUCUUGGCAAUGCUUUUGACAGUCUGGGUGAUUUCGAAAAAGCCAAAGAGUACCACAACCUACAUCUUGAAAUAGCUAAAGAAGUUGGAGACAAGCAUGGGGAGGGUAGUGCUUAUGGCAACCUUGGCAGUGCUUUAUACAGGCUGGGUGAUUUCGAAAAAGCCAUAGAGUACCACAACCUACAUCUUGAAAUAGCCAAAGAAGUAGGAGACAAGCAUGGGGAGGGUAUUGCUUAUGGUAAUCUUGGCAAUGUGUAUCAAAAUCUGAGAGAUCUGAUCAAGGCCAAAAAUUCAUACGAGCUAAUGCUCAAAAUUGCCAAAGAGGUCGAAGACAAAUCCUUGGAGGCAACGGCCUACUAUUCAUCAGGAUGUGUUUUUGAGUUGCUUGGUCGACUGCCAAAAGCCGUUGAAUAUUACCAAGCCAGCAUAACCUUGUACAACUCCUUGAGAGUACUUCUAGAAUCUAAAGACGAAUGGAAAAUUAAUUUUCGAAAUCAGAAUCAAAUGGCGUAUACGGGUUUGUGGAGAGUUCUCGUAGAACAAGGUAAUAUAGAUGAAGCUUUAUUUGCUGCUGAGAAAGGACGAGCUCAAGCUCUGAACGACCUCAUGGAAUCCAGUUUUUGUGGUGGAACAAGUCAGCACGAGAGAGGCGAUGAAGAUUUAGCGGUUUUAGGAAACGUUCCAUCAAACACUAUCUUUCAGGCAGUCGUCAGAGAUAACGUCAAUCUUUGGGUUGUUUCCGAAGGAAAGCAAGUUCAUUUAAGACAAAGUAAACUUAAAGGUUCUUUUUCAGAGAAUAUGGAAGCCAGUCAGUCCUUUGAGUCGUUCAUGCUUGGUGUCUAUACGCAACUGGGUGUUCUUUCUAAUGUGAAAUGCGAGAAUCGAUCUUUGGAUGCUUUGAGGGAGAGCUGUUCAAAAGUGGAUGAGAAAACUAAAAAAGACAACCCUCGAGCUCCCAUCGAACAAAACGAAUGCUUGUGCACUUUGUAUGAUACCGUUAUGAAGCCAGUGGCUGACCUGCUUCAAGGGGAUGAACUACUUAUCAUUCCUGAUGGACCCCUGUGGCUCGCUCCUUACGCUGCAUUCAAGGAUGGUAAUUCUAAAUACCUGUGUGAAUCGUUCAGAAUUCGACUCGCUCCAUCAUUAACAAGUCUUAGACUCUUUGCCGAUUGCCCAGAUGAUUAUCACGAAAGCAGUGGUGCGCUGCUUGUAGGAGAUCCGUGGGUAGCCGAGGUUACUAACAGCGAGGAAGAGAAAGUCCUCGAGCAGCUUCCGUGUGCUAAAGAAGAAGUAGAAAUGAUCGGAAAAAUUCUGAAUAUCACUCCAAUCACUGGCAGACAGGCCACGAAACGUGAGGUGUUGGAAAGAAUCAGUUCCGUGUCCUUAGUUCACUUUGCGGCACACGGAUGUAUGGAAACUGGCGAAAUUGCUCUUACACCUGACCCAAAGCGAAAAUCUACUGUGCCAAGAGAAGAGGAUUACAUUUUAACAAUUGAAGAUGUGUUGAAUGUUCAACUUCGCGCCAAGCUAGUUGUACUUAGUUGCUGCCACAGUGGUCGGGGCGAGAUCAAGGCUGAAGGUGUGGUUGGCAUUGCGCGUGCUUUUAUGGGGGCUGGUGCUCGGUCUGUUGUGGUGUCCUUGUGGGCGGUUGAAGACAAGGUUACUCUUGACUUCAUGAAAUGCUUUUAUCAACACCUUGCAAAAGGUAAACCUGCAAGCGAGUCACUGAACCUGGCCAUGAAGAGCUUUAGAGAAUCAGACGAGUUCCGCGACGUCAAAUACUGGGCGCCCUUUUUGCUGAUUGGAGAUGACGUCACUUUUGACUUCAUGGCAAAGGAAAGAGAACAUUUUAAUACAAAAUCAAGCAAAUGA
Pocillopora verrucosa is the source of this 3784-nucleotide messenger RNA. NCBI's taxonomy places the organism in Eukaryota, Metazoa, Cnidaria, Anthozoa, Scleractinia, Pocilloporidae. The record is from RefSeq and is a predicted model, not a curated record.